CAGCCUGGUCAAACUGUGGGCUCCUCAUUGUUCACCCGGCAGCUGGAAGCCUCAGAGGGAGAUUCAGCUCAGCAUCCUCUGCCUGCUCUCAGUCCCCACGGCAACCCGCUCUGUCCACAGCAUCCGGCAAUCAUGGCUAGCACCAUGGCAGCCUACAAGGAAAAAAUGAAGGAGAUGUCUAUGCUGUCCCUGAUUUGUUCCUGUUUUUACCCACAAGUACAUCCCAACAAUCUCUACAAAUAUGGAGACAUGGAGGUGAAGCCCAUCAAUAAGCGUCUCUCUGGCCAGUCCUUCGAGGUGAUCCUGAAGGCUCCUGCUGACUUGUCCCCAGAUCGCCCCCAGCCACUGGCUUCCCCUCCGAAGAAGAAGGACAUGUCCUUAGACGACCUCCAGAAGAGGCUGGAGGCAGCUGAGGAAAGGAGGAAGUCGCAGGAGGCACAGGUGCUGAAGAACCUGGCAGAGAAGCGGGAGCACGAGCGGGAGGUGCUGCACAAAGCCCUGGAGGAGAACAACAACUUCAGCAGGAUGGCUGAGGAGAAGCUCAACUACAAGAUGGAGAUCAAUGAGGAGAACCGAAAGGCCCACCUAAGUGCCUUGAAGCAGCGGCUUCGGGAGAAGGAACUGCACGCUGCUGAAGUUCGCCGAAACAAGGAACUGCAGGCUGACCUGUCUGGUUGAAGCCGUUUUCUACUUUUCCCAAGAGAUUCCAUGUCCAAAAGAGUUUUGCCUAGUAAAAAGAAAAAAAAAAUUAACGCAACUUUUUAAAAUAUCUUUUCAUCUAAAGUCAUACACUGUUCUGCAUCAAAUGUUCUCAUUAGUCAUGAAAUAGGAAACCGAUUUACAAGUAGACUGUAACUAGUUCACCAUUUCCAUGUUGAUCCAUACCUACCAGCAAAGGUUCUACAUUCUACUCAGACUAUGGCUUUUGCAUUUUUUGAUUGCUGAAUUUCAAAACACACACCUUCUUCUUGGAAGAAUGCGUAUAGCUUUUGAUGCAAGAGACAAAAAUGCUCUGGAGCAUCUAGUUAAGCAGAAAGCAAAACAGGGAAGUAUUAGGGCAUCUCAUUUUGUGCAUGCCUGAAAAUGUAGUUUAGAAAUCAGCCAGAGGAUUGUCGAACAAAGAACUCCGGUGACCUAAAUCUAAUGAAUGAUUGUUUGGGAUUAAAGAUGUGUUUGUUCUUAAUUAAUUAAGUCACUUGCAAAAAGCAUAAGGAAUACAAUAACAGUCCAACAAACUGGAGACAGUUUGAAUUCAGCCAUUAAAAAAACAGCAACCAUCAGUAUCAUUUCAACCAUUCCAGAUAUUUACUGACGUAUGUAUUAGUGUGUGUGCAAGAAUUGCUUGAGCCAAAUUUUUCGUCUUAAUUGCAGUGAUAGUAGUACAGCGUAGGAACACCGCAAAGACAUUAUGCCAACCUGGUGUGUUUGCUUAAAGUAAAGUUCUGACUUGAUGCUUGUUAAUCCUUCCCUUUGUAAAUAUCUUUUAAUAGAUGUAAGAUUUUCUGUCUGAAAGCAGCCACUUGCUAACUAAGUCAUCCCUCCUUACACCUCGCUCCAAAUCCAUCAUUUCAGCCACGCAAACUGUAUAUAAUUCCCCUGACAGACCCAUUGCUACGAUGAGGCUUAUUUGGUGCUAUGGAGCUGUGAACGACCUGCCUCUUUGCGAUCAAGAGGUGAGCUCGCAUACGUACACAACCCUGGCUCCAGCUGGUUGACCAGGAGAUUGUUCACUCUGUCAAAAUGGCCGACUCCCUUGGCACAAAGACAAAUCGCCAGCCAAAGAAAGUGUAUCACACUCACAUACUGUUGCCAUCCGCUAGAUGGGCUGGCAGAAGCGCUGUUGUUGCUCCUUACAGUAUUUGAUCGCGUCCGUUGGCCCUGAACUAGAGGACGCGUGGCACUGAGGGAAACGCUGUGAAAUGUUUGCUAUUUGAAAACACAGAUUUUAUAUAGACUGCUUCAAUUUGAGGCAAGAACGGAUUCAGCCAUCGUUUGGACCCAAGGCAUGUUACCGUGCAAUAUAAACACAGCAAAAGAUCCCAAAGGCAUCCCAAUGAUAGACAUGGAGAGAUUAGUAUGUCCUCAUUGCUCAGAAUCAUUAUGGUUAGAAACAAAGUAACCUUGACCAGGCAUCCGUUCAAGUACUUGUAUGAACAACUCUAGCUAGCGUUCUUGGUAUACAUCUCGUUUAGCGUAUACAGUGCGAAGGUGUGUUGUGCUAGUACUUGAAUAGGUUAUAACCUUGCCUUAAAAAUCCUCUAGUACUGUACAUUGCACCAUACAUCGUAUGCAUUUCCUGCCUCUGCCAGAAGGAGGUGCCAUCAGACAGCUCUGAAUAACUUUAGACUUAAAUGACAAUUUUUGAACGCCAUACUAAUCACAUCUGUUUUUAAUUACUACUGGACACAGAAUUCUCCGUAGCCCAAACGAUUAAACGUCAAAAAUGACAAACACAGCUAGAGCUGCUUCUAUAACCAUAUUUUAGGAUUAUCUCACCUGCAGAUCAGUGUCAACUGGACAUUGUUAUUGUGAACGGAAGUGAUGGAAAAAAAAACAAUAAAGUUGAUCAUACACCAA
Brienomyrus brachyistius is the source of this 2577-nucleotide messenger RNA. RefSeq names its product stathmin-3-like. Lineage: Eukaryota; Metazoa; Chordata; Actinopteri; Osteoglossiformes; Mormyridae. The coding region runs from base 133 to 678 and encodes 181 amino acids. Gene Ontology annotation, biological process: regulation of microtubule polymerization or depolymerization; neuron projection development; microtubule depolymerization. Gene Ontology annotation, cellular component: cytoplasm; neuron projection. Gene Ontology annotation, molecular function: tubulin binding. The record is from RefSeq and is a predicted model, not a curated record. The transcript has 5 exons.